Molecule: messenger RNA, 1971 nt
Organism: Benincasa hispida (wax gourd)
Lineage: Eukaryota; Viridiplantae; Streptophyta; Magnoliopsida; Cucurbitales; Cucurbitaceae
Product: putative serine/threonine-protein kinase PBL19
Biological process (GO): protein phosphorylation
Molecular function (GO): ATP binding; protein kinase activity
Source: RefSeq, a predicted model, not a curated record
UCAAAGCAAAGCCGGAGGAUUCCUCUUUUAACCGCUCACCAUGCUUCGCUUGCUUCCUGUAGUUGGCAGCUCAUAGUCAUGGAAACUAAGGUUGUCUUCUUCUUCUUCUCUUCCUCCUUUUUCACUCAGUCUUCCUUUGAUUUGCGUCCUGAAUUUUGAUUUUCUUCCAUGGAUCAUCAAUCUCUUCUACCCUUUUCUGCACGCAAUCUCUUUUUUUGAUCAAACCGUGUAUUUGUAGUUGCAACCCCCCCUUUCCAUUUCAAUCUCCUUAACCUCUGUUGUUCUCUGUCUGGAAUUUCUCUGCAUUAUUUAACCGUUUACUUCGGUUCUUUGUCGUGUUCUGAUUUUCCUCCAUGUACAUUUCUUACAAUCCAAGUUUCUAGUUGUAUUUUCCUCUGUUGAUUGAUUUUGGAUAGAAUUUUAGCUUUUGGGUUUGUUAGUUCCGUCUCCAAUUUGACUUUGUUGGUCUUUUGAUACCCUUGUCUUCAACUAAACUACGAGUGAAUUGUUGGGAGUUUGAUCUUUGUUCGAGUUUCGGCCUGAGAUUUGAGUAUGGGUUGUUUCUUCAAUUGGCAUCGAAAAACGAAGAUUAAGAGUGGAGAAGGAUCGGUUAACGAAUUGAAUCAAAGAAACAAAUCGGAUCGUAAACCUACCAAUCGUGGGAUUGAAGCAUUGGAAACUUUGCCUACGCCCCGGAGCAUACCUGAGUUGUACAAAGAGAAGGAGCAUACUCUGAGAGCUUUCACUCUCGACGAGCUCAAAAUUGCGACGAAUGGGUUCAGCAGGUCGCUAAGGAUUGGAGAAGGUGGGUUUGGGAGUGUAUAUAAGGGGAAAUUAAGACUUGAAGGUGAUGAGGGAGAGGAAAUCAUAGUUGCCAUCAAGCGGCUUAAAUCAAAUAGUUCACAGGGUCAUAAACAAUGGCUUGCAGAAGUUCAAUUUCUUGGAGUUGUUAGUCAUCCAAAUCUUGUAAAGCUUUUGGGAUACUGUUCAGAAGACGGAGAAAGAGGGAUCCAACGUCUUUUAGUCUAUGAAUUCAUGUCUAAUGGAAGCCUAGAAGAUCAUCUCUUUAGUAGGGGUACAACUCUUUUGACUUGGAAAACUAGGUUACAGAUUAUCCUUGGUGCAGCUCAAGGAUUGGCUUAUCUACAUGAAGGAUUAGAAGUUCAGGUGAUAUAUCGGGACUUCAAAUCAUCAAAUGUGCUAUUGGAUGAAGAAUUCUCUCCUAAACUUUCGGACUUUGGGCUUGCUAGAGAAGGGCCAACUGGUGAUCACACACAUGUGUCCACUGCAGUGGUUGGGACAUAUGGAUAUGCGGCACCCGAGUAUGUCGUCACUGGACAUCUAACACUGCAAAGUGACAUAUGGAGUUUUGGAGUAGUGUUGUAUGAGAUCCUAACAGGCAGACGGGCUCUCGAAAGAAACCGCCCAACAGGGGAGCAAAAGCUACUGGAGUGGGUGAAACAAUUUCCUACAAACAGUAAAAGUUUCAAGACAAUAAUAGAUCGUCGGCUUCAAAACCAGUAUAACCUGGUUGCAGCUCGGAAAGUUGCCAAUUUAGCCAAUCAAUGUCUCAACAAGACUGCAAGAAAUCGACCAACAAUGUCGAAAGUUGUUGAAAUCCUGAAGCAAGCACUAGAAGAGUCAGAGGACUGAGGAGAGUGUUUAGUUCUGAGGAUUCAUGUUAAUCAUCUGGGUGGUAACUGAAAAAAAAAAAAAAACUGAAAUGGUUGAUGAUGAUGCUGAAACUUCACAUCUCAAGUCUCAACAACAUCAACAGAAUAAUGAAACAAAUUGGUACUUGCUAUCACUUUUUUGUAUGGAAAAGCUUAGUGGAGGUGCCUCAGCCUCCUCUUCUUUUAUGCCUGGUAAUUAUAUGACUCUUGACCUGAUUCUAUUCAACCAUCUGAACAGAUAACUUUUUGUAUUAGCUCUUCAUUUUCAUCAUCUUAAAAAUAUAUGAAUCCUAAGGAA